GCCGCCAUCGACUCAGUCACCAUGUCGAUGCUUGGAGGCACUGCAGGCGGCACCAGUGCUCCAGCACAGCCUAAAGCUCCAGUCCUGGCAGCGGCACCGCCUCCUGUAACAAAGCCGUCGUUGGCCGCGAGCCUUGACGCCUUAGGAGCCGCAUGCAUGGCAGCAUCUGCCCCUUCCACAAUGCCAAGUCCGCCUAACAUGCCAUCCACGAGUUCGGCCAGCGCCUCGACGAAUGGCCUGGGCUCGGCAUCCCAACAUCCAGGCUCCGUCCAGUUUCCGCCCCCUGCACCGACUCUGCCAGGUGCGGCUUUGGUGGCCGAACAACCACAUCAGAGCGAUCUUUCGGCCGCUGCAGGCCUGCCAGGCUUGCCAGGCCUGCCGAGUCUUUCAAUAGGCGGGAGUUUACCCUCCUUGCGCCCUGCGCUGCGCGGGCUCACGGAGCACACUCCCAAGGCAUCCGCCUUGUUGCCGGGCACGUGUCCAGCAGCAGGCAGUCAAUCCGAGCAGGAGCUGCAAGCAAGAAUCCAGGCCAUGGCAGCGGGCAAGCUCAGCGCUUUAGAGGCAGUGGCCGGCAUCCAGGCACCACCGGACCCUGGACCAUCGGCACCACCUGUUCCUAUGCCGACACUGCCCCAGCUGGACUCGCUGGGUGCGGCCACUGGCGAUGCCCAGUUUGGACAUUCGCUGGGGCUGCCAACCACAGGCAGCGUGCAGCCAUCACGCGCUGUCGCCGCGCCGGCUCCUCCUGAAAGCGGCGAGAGCACGGCAGCUUCGCAGAUGUACAUGCUGGCGCAGCUAGCAGAGGAGUCUGCACAAACUGCGGCCUCUGCAGCUGCGUGCUUGAAUGGAGCAGAGUCGCAGUCUGAUCCAAGCCAAGUUGCCGCCAUCGCGGAGGCUGCGCAGCAGGCGGCAGCAAGGGCCUCUUGGGCUUCUAGCACUCUGGCGACUUGUUUUCCGGAGCCGUUUCCCGGACAGCCGCCUGAGGACGACUGGACCGCCAGUCUCAGAACAGUCACGUUCCAAGCCUCCGAGGCCGCCGAGCAGGCAGCCAUAAACUGUCGACUCCAGGCCACAGACUUAGUCAACAAGAUGUCGGGACAGGCUGGAAAGUCGAAGGUCCCCUGCAAGUGGUUCUUGCUGGGCCAGUGCAGGAAGACCAUCUGUGAGUUCUCGCACGACAUCCAGGACCUGCAGCCUCGGCCACUUCACAAAAAGCGCGCUGAAGAAUGCCAUUACUUCCGGAAGGGCCAGUGCACACGCGGCACAGCGUGUCCGUUCGCACAUGGUCCGGAGGAGUUGGCAGAAAUUACGCGCAUUGUGAGCGACUUGAAGACGGAGAAGCGGUUCAUACGGCGCUGA
This is a messenger RNA of Symbiodinium natans, 1359 nucleotides long. The record is from the annotation of a GenBank genome assembly. NCBI's taxonomy places the organism in Eukaryota, Dinophyceae, Suessiales, Symbiodiniaceae.